This is a messenger RNA of Paramecium sonneborni, 1352 nucleotides long. The record is from the annotation of a GenBank genome assembly. Lineage: Eukaryota; Ciliophora; Oligohymenophorea; Peniculida; Parameciidae.
AUGAAAAGAAACAAGACUGAAAACCAGUAUUCAUAUUCAUUUAUAUAGAUUGACCAAAACAAACCAAAUUCGUUUAUUAAAUCUUGAUAAAAUUCAUGCCUCAAUGCCUACAACUCUUAGAAAAAAUAAAUUUAAGUCACUUUAACCUAAUUAACAAUUUAUUCAGAAUCAUCCUAUCUUAUUAAGUUCAUUAUUGUGCGAUAUUCCAUUUAGUAAUACCCACAUUAGAUAAAUAUCAACUCUUCCUACUUCUAAUCAUUAUUAUUGUAAAAGUACAACUAAAACUCAUACUCCUUCCUCUUCUUAAAUUAUGUAAACCAAAAAAUUACCAUUUAAUCAUAAACCAUAAAGAUUUCUAGUCAAAUUGAAUUAAAAAAUUCCCUAAAUUCUCUCCAAAUAAUCCUAAAUCAUUAAAUCUUAAACUUAUCGCCCAAAUUAAACCGCCACCAAGUAUCAUUCACUUACAAUCGAUCCCAAAUAUCAACUCAUUAAUGAUAUCACAAGUAAUGAUCUCAAAACUGAUAUACUUACUAAAUAAACUUAACCUUAAUAAAUAUCAACUUUUUAAACACCUAAUCAAAAUUAGUUUUCUAAAUUCAGAGAUUCUUCUGAAAUUGAUGAUUUUAAUGUAAAUAACAUAUAUAUAAUAGAACAAACUCUAUGGAAGUAAAUAAAUUAGAGGACUGCUUAAUUUCUAAAAAUUCCCAUCUGAAAACAUUCCAUUAAAACAUAAAUACAAGGCGAUAAGGGCAUCAUUAAUUUAAUAUUUGAGACAUUUAGAAAAAUUAAAAUUAACAACUAAUGAAUUUUUAUCGCAUAAAGUAUUUCCAUCUAAGCCUUUUGAGCAUACUUUAUCGAAACAAUUCUUUCAAUUAUGCAAAUAGGGUUAGGAUAAGGAAGUCACUUAAUUGUUAGAGAAUAAUAAAUAUUUAGUUUAUGAAUAUGAUCAUCUAUUAAUGACUACUUUACAUUGGUCUGCAAUGAGAGGUUUAGAAUCUACUGCAAAGAUCUUAUUAAGUUAUGGAGCUGAUCCAGAUUCUUAAGAUAUCGUAGGUAGAACUCCUUUGUAUCUUGCAUUGAUUCACAAAUAAAAUAAUAUUGCUUAUUUUUUGAUUUUAAAUAAAGCUGAUCCUUGGAAUAAAAUGAAUUUAAAUUAUGAGGAAUCUGUAAGUGAGAAUCCUGAAGGUAAAACAAUGUUGCAUUAAACAAGAAGGGUAAUUAGAUAUUAUAAAUCUUUUUAGACUCACAUUUUACUUCGUAUGACUCCAGCUGAUUAGAGAUAAUUCAUUUGGUAAAAAGAACAAUUACAGAUGUAUGAACCAAAAAAGAAGAAGAUUUAGUUUUAAUAAUGA